CUCCCCUCCCACUCCUCCUCUAUGUCUCUCUCCCCUCUCUCCAUCCACACCAAAGCUCUUUAAGCUAUACUUUGCGCAUGUACGAGCCAGUCACAGCAUUGCAUCGACUCCAAGAUGGCGAAAACACGUCUGGUUUGCCUCCUGACUCUCUUCUCAACUCACUGCUACUUCAGCGUGUUGGCAGUGGUCCUGAAAACAAACAACGAGUCGCCGUGGACCGACGAGUUUGACAAAAUUGAGUUGUCAUGUUUGAUUGAGUCCAUUUCUACAACCAACCCCAGAAUUGAGUGGAAGAAGAUAACCAACGAGGGACCAAGUUAUGUGUACUUUGACAAGAAGAUCUCAGGUGACCUGGAGAAAAGAGCGAUGAUCAGAGAACCUGCCACAUUACUGAUAACCAAUGCCACGAGAUCGGACACGGCCAAAUACCGCUGCGAGGUCACCGCCGCUGAUGACCAGAAGUCAUUCGAUGAGAUUGUGAUUGACCUUGUUGUAAGAGUAAAGCCGGUGGUGCCAAAAUGCAGUGUCCCAAAGUCAGUGCCUUUUGGGAAGUCAGCUGAGCUGAGCUGCGUGGAGGACGAGGGCUUCCCCAAGUCUCAGUACCAAUGGUUCAAGAACAAGGAGGAGAUCCCCGACGACCCAAAGUCCAGCCUCAAGUUCUUCAACUCCUCGUACACGCUCAACGCCGACUCAGGAGCUCUGAAGUUCAUCGCAGUCAGAAAAGAAGACGCAGGCGACUACUUCUGCCGAGCGAAGAACGACGCAGGAUACGCCGAGUGUCCACCGCAGCAGAUGGAAGUCUAUGACAUCGAUAUUGUGGGGAUUGUAAUGGGAGUGCUGGUGGUGGUCGUAGUGCUCUUAUGUAUAACAGCAGGGAUCUGCUGCGCGUACAAGCGAGGCUACUUCUCCAGCCAAAAACAGACGGGGAACAAUUACAAGGUUCCAGCUAAAGGAGACGGAGUGGACUACGUCAGGACGGAGGAUGAGGGGGAUUUCCGACACAAGUCGUCAUUUGUGAUCUGAAAAGGGAGAGGACGAUGAGGGGCGCCAUGCUGAGAGGAAGACGUGACAUGUGGGACUGCGCUCCACGCUGUCUGACUAACGGAGCUGCCACAGUUCGUGCUCGGAGCUCUCAGCAUGACUGAAAUCCAACUACUCAAGUUUGCCAAAGGUGACAAGAUUUCACAGGACGACGACAUGUCAAAACUAUUACACGUGUAGGGACUGAGAUUCAUUUGUCGACUUUUAUCACCACCCACCGAAUUUUCUUUUGCUAAAUUACGGAGUUCUUACUUUACAGUUAUUGCAUGGUUUUAAACACCAACUGAGGUGGAGAGCAAAGGAGGAGUCUCUUUCCUCCGAACGUCAGUCAAUCAUGACGCCUUUCUACUUCUGCUUCAAAACCUUUCGUCAUUUGUAUAACAUUUCUUUUCUACUGUUGAAAUUUGUCAGACUAUUUUUGAUGGAAUAUAUUUUAAAAUGCCUAUAGAUAAAGGUUUACUUUUUUAAAUAUUUGUAAAAUACUAACAUGUGUUGUUUUUUUUUAUUUGGUUGUGGAUAAAAAAAAAAAAACUAUGUAACACUUUUAGCCACAUCAAGCUGUCAGCAUUUACACCUUUGCGAUCAGAAGAAAGAAAGACAGAUGACUUCAUAUCGAGAUGUGGUUCUUGAUCGGCGGUCUUACAUAUUUAAUUUCUCCGCUGGGAAUUCCCACUUUUCUGUUGUGAGAGACUUCCGUGUUCAUGUUUUGUAGAUAGUCUUAGUAAGAGGCUUUGAAGAGUGCCAGUCAAAUGCUGUGAAACACUGCGCACAAUCAGUGCUGCAUUUUCUUGAUUUUAAGUGUCCUUCUAUGCUUGCUGUUAAUCUUGUAUAUAUUGAAUUUACUGUCCAGGA
This is a messenger RNA of Sebastes umbrosus (honeycomb rockfish), 1893 nucleotides long. It is a transcript of the gene jam3b, whose product is annotated as junctional adhesion molecule 3b. The coding region runs from base 115 to 1023 and encodes 302 amino acids. Gene Ontology annotation, biological process: cell adhesion; angiogenesis. The transcript has 9 exons. Lineage: Eukaryota; Metazoa; Chordata; Actinopteri; Perciformes; Sebastidae. Gene Ontology annotation, molecular function: protein homodimerization activity; protein heterodimerization activity. The record is from RefSeq and is a predicted model, not a curated record.